CGGGGUCAGAGUGCGCGGAGGUGAGUCGGUGUGUUGUGGACUCGUGGUGCUGGCUGCCGCUGUUGAGGCGGCCGGGAACGGGCGGUGGGAGCGGGCGGAGCUGGCCCAGCCUCUGCCUGGCCGGCGACUGCGGCGCGGGCCGUGCCCGCCGCCGUCAACUGCCCUGAGCGCCUGCUGAGGCAGAGGGAGACGUCGGGGCCUGCAUCUGGAGGGAGCCUGCCGCGCUAGCCCCUAGGAGGGGGCGUUGCCAUGGCGACAGCCUCUCCAGCAUCUGACGGGGGGCGGGGGCGGCCCUGGGAAGCAGGCCUGGUCUCCUGGCCCACUGCCCCUCCCCUUACUCUCCCCUGGACUUGGAUGGGCCCGAGUUGGGGGCAACACCCUGGGCAUUGGGGCUUUCCGGCUCUCACAGAACCUUCACCACCCCCAGCUGCCAGUCUUGGUAUCUUCGAAGUAAGAAGAGUUUUAGAUGCUUCUGGAUGUUCAAUGCUAGCACCUUUACAGACUGGAGCAGCUCGAUUUUCUUCAUAUUUACUUUCAAGAGCAAGAAAAGUGCUGGGCUCCCACUUAUUUUCUCCCUGUGGUGUUCCGGAGUUCUGCUCCAUAUCCACCAGGAAGCUGGCGGCCCACGGCUUUGGCGCAUCCAUGGCAGCAAUGGUGUCCUUCCCGCCCCAGAGGUAUCACUACUUUUUAGUGCUGGACUUUGAGGCCACGUGUGACAAGCCACAGAUUCAUCCUCAGGAAAUCAUUGAGUUCCCCAUCCUGAAGCUCAAUGGCCGGACCAUGGAGAUUGAGUCUACCUUUCACAUGUAUGUCCAGCCUGUAGUCCAUCCACAGCUUACCCCCUUCUGUACAGAGCUCACUGGGAUUAUUCAAGCCAUGGUGGAUGGUCAGCCAAGCCUGCAGCAAGUGCUAGAGAGGGUCGAUGAGUGGAUGGCAAAGGAAGGCCUCUUAGAUCCAAACGUCAAGUCAAUUUUUGUCACCUGUGGAGAUUGGGACUUAAAAGUCAUGCUCCCAGGCCAGUGCCAGUACUUGGGCUUGCCAGUGGCGGAUUACUUCAAGCAGUGGAUUAAUCUGAAAAAGGCUUACAGCUUCGCCAUGGGCUGCUGGCCCAAGAACGGACUUCUAGACAUGAACAAGGGCCUCAGCCUGCAGCACAUAGGCCGGCCCCACAGCGGCAUCGAUGACUGCAAGAACAUUGCCAACAUCAUGAAGACACUCGCAUAUCGAGGCUUCAUCUUCAAGCAAACAUCGAAGCCAUUCUGAUUGGCUGAGGAUGAGAUGGGGCAGGACAGGGAGCUGCUUGGCCGAGCCCAGAAUCCUCCUCUCCCUUACCAGAUGGAAAAAGGGAGAGUGGCACAGCCCUGCGCCCAGUGUCCCCCAGCUGCCCUAUGGAUUGUAUCCAGGCAAGGGCUGGGCCAGCUGGCCCCUCUGGAGCAGACACUUUGUGUCCCCCACCCUUCAAUCUCAGCCCAGUAUUAGCCCCUUCCAUGUGGGCCUGGGCUUGGGGGACCCAGGCACUCACUGCCUCCUCCCUGUACACAGGCUUCUGCUGGGGCCACCAAGCCCCCCUGUGCCCCUUCCCAUCCAUAGUGCAUGGUGUGUGGUGCCCCCAGGGCUCCAAGACAGAUCAGGCCCCAUCUUGUGUCUACCCCCAGCCCUGCUGUGAACGUGCCACUGAAUAAAGUUGGGGAAAUAAGGCCCUGGGUGUGUG
Octodon degus (degu) is the source of this 1711-nucleotide messenger RNA. It is a transcript of the gene Eri3, whose product is annotated as ERI1 exoribonuclease family member 3. The coding region runs from base 250 to 1263 and encodes 337 amino acids. The record is from RefSeq and is a predicted model, not a curated record. Gene Ontology annotation, molecular function: 3'-5'-RNA exonuclease activity; nucleic acid binding. Lineage: Eukaryota; Metazoa; Chordata; Mammalia; Rodentia; Octodontidae. Gene Ontology annotation, biological process: exonucleolytic trimming to generate mature 3'-end of 5.8S rRNA from tricistronic rRNA transcript (SSU-rRNA, 5.8S rRNA, LSU-rRNA). The transcript is spliced from 9 exons.